CUUCUUCCGGCGUUGCAUUGUAGAGCGCAGGCGGAUCUGCGUCUCGAGGAGAGAGGGGUUUGUGCCGCGCAAGGCUGUCAUGGCGACUAACAUCGAGCAAAUUUUUCGAUCUUUCGUCGUUACCAAGUUCCGGGAGAUUCAGGAGCAGCAAUUCGGCAGUGGAAAGAUAGGAAAUCAGCACAAUGGUGAAAUAGACACAUCUGGACAAGUAAACACUUCAGAUGAUACAAUUCAGUCUAUAGAAAGUCUUCAAAAUGAUUCACUAGUGCAGAAGAUAGAACAAGUAUUAUCAGAAGUAUUGGGUACUGAGCCACGGUACAAAUCAGGGGAUGGAGAGGAUAUCGAAAGAAAUAAUUCACGCUCUACUAAAAGAAGCUUAUCUGAAGAAGUGCAAGAUGAAAUUCCAAGGAAAAAGUCUAAGAAAGACAAGAAACACAAAGAUAAAAAGAAAAAGAAAAAAAGAAAGAAGGAUAAAAAAGAGAAAAGAAAUAAAAAGCAUGCCAAAGAAAUAGAUGUUCAGCAAGAAGAAUGUGGAGAUGUGCAACUUAUUUCUCAUUCAAACCUAGAAAAUUCAAGUUCUCUCUUAAAUGCAGAAAAUGAUAUAGAUACAAAGUCUGGGUUUACCGUGAAAGAAGUUUCUACUUCAAUUAAUGAAAAAUCUGUAUAUGAAAAUCUAAACUCAGCUGUGUUGAAUAAUGUGUUCAGUUCACAUACCAGCAAACUGGAUACAUCUGAAGAAGAUUCUACUUUGAUGAGUGUUCAGGAAGUCAGUGAAGUCAAGCUUACAAAUGAUAAAGAAUUGGAAAAUGACACUUACCAACCUAAUGUAACUGUAAAUAUAUGCACAGAGGAUGACUUUUUAAGUGGUGCUGUUUGCACAGUCAUAGAAGGAGUGUCGGAUAUAAACGAAAUGGAGCACGCUAAGUUAAUGUUGGAGGCAACAGAUCAAGAAAGUGUUCCUGAAAGCAGUCCAUGUUGUGUAAUAGAGGAGCCAGAACGUUUGGAAACCAGACUGGAAUCCACUACAGGGGAAGCAACAAGUGUAAAUUCGGUCACAGAAUCUGUGACUUCAAAAAGUUUGAAACAAACAGUAUCAACAUCUUUUGAAACAACUGGCUAUAAAUUAAUGACCCUCCCCUUGGAAUCAAAUGCAGAAGCUAAGGAUUCAGUGACAACUUUGGGAUUUUUAGCUAUGGUGGUAGGAAAAGAUUUUGAAGCAACUUCAGAAUUUUUAAAUACUGCAAAAGUGAAAGCUGCUGAAAGAAGUCCUAAGCAUACCAGUAGAAAAGGUGAUUCAGUGCAUGAUUCUGAGAAAACUGUCACAAUGAAAGAUUUUCCCAAACCACUACAGUUUGGAACAGAACGGAAAGAUUUGGAAACUGCUCCAGAAGCUGUCCGUGCAAUCCCCGAAAAAGAUUUUGAACCAGCUGUGGUAGCUCAACUGAAACCUCAGCAAAAAGUUUCAGAAUUUGAUGUACAAAAAUAUAGUAGAGCAAGCCUCAGUACAGAGGUUCCGACAGAGGUGAAAGAAUUAAGAGAAACUGAAGUCUCUACCCUCAUGAUGGAAUUGAGUGAGUCAGAAAAAACUGCAGGAUAUCUGCCAAUCCAAAGAGAUGCAAAAGAUUUGGAAACAGAACCACUGUUAGAAAAUAUGACUAGACUAGAUUCAGAAGAACAUUUCUCAGUUGUAUUAAUGGAAAGAAAGAAUUUGGGUGUUGCUUCUGAUUUUAUGGAAAUUGACAAAAAAUGUUUAAGAGCAAAAUCUGAUGGCGUAACAGAAUCAGAAAAUUGGAAUACUGUUCCAGAAUCUCUUAAAGCAAAGGAUAUUAAGAAUGUAGAAUGCCCACAGGAUUUUAAGAAGGCUGAACAGAUUAAUUAUUUGGAAACAUCAUUAGAAACUAUGAUAGAAAGUAGAGGAAACUCUGAAAUCACUCAAUGUUCUCUGGCACUGAUUAAUGUGAAAGUUCCUGAAAACACUUCACAAUUAAAAGAGGUGAAUGUUUCAAAAACAAUGAUAGAAACAGAGAUUGUGAAAACACAAAAUCUGGAAGGCUCAAAAUAUGUAGAUCUAAGAAAUAAAGAAAAUGAGAAUGCAGAGAAAUGGAAAAAUAUUCCACAAUCUUUAAUGAGUACAAACAAUUUAGAAAAAACCUCUUCAGAGUUGCAGUGCAUAGAAGCAAUUAAAAUAGUGAAAGAAACUUCACAGUCUGAUAUGGAGGCACAGAAAAAAGUUUUCAAAACUGGUCUUGAACCUGAAGGGGGGAGAGAAGAGAGAGAUGUGGAUGCUGGUUCAGAAUCUUUGCAGAUGAUAUUUGCAAACUAUUCAGAACAUAAUCUAGAACUUCAUACAGAAACUGAAGGUAUGAUGGAGUUGAAAAAUUCAGAAGCAGUUCUGAAAUCAUUGUAUAAACCGGAUGCUGACAAUUUUAAAUCACCAUGUACUAAGGAAAUCAGAUAUAUUAAAAAUACAGAAUCUGAAGCAGUGACCAAAGCAAAUGAUUUACAGGAAAACUUAAAACCAUUGCAUAAAUAUGUAAAAAAUGUGGAAACUGCAUCAGAAUCAAUUGCAUUACCAAUUGUGACAUACAGGGAGACACUUGAAGGUACUUCCAAUAGGAAAAAAAAUGUAUCUCAUUUUGUGCAAGAAGAGAGAUGUUUUGAUUCCACUGACUUUUUAAAGAAGAAUCAAACUGGUGCAGAUCCAACAGAUUUGGGACUUAUCUCAAGAUAUAAGGAAGCAAUUAAAACAGACUCCAGAAGGAUAGGAGAAAUUGAGCUGUUAGGUAAGAGUCAAGGGCCAUUAUUCAUUUCAAAAUCAUUGCAUGAAAUGGAUGUAAUAAGUUCAGAAAAAAAUAAUUCAGAAUCUAAAGGAAUAGCAGUAGUACAAGACUUAAAAGAAUCUGGAAAAUCUCUGGCAGCUGCAAUUGAUCCUAAGGAAAUUUUAAAACUGAAGAAUUUAGUAUCAGUUGAAUCAAAAGAUGAUUUUCCAUUUGGCAGUACUGUGAAACAAUUUGAAUCAGUUCCGGAAUCUCUUGAACAAAAUGUAGAACUAUUAGAGCGCACAAAGACACAACUUAGAAAAGUGUAUUUAGAUUCUGUGUCUGAUUUGGAAGUUAAAUGUGCAGGAACAAGUUCAGAGAUUCUGUAUUCAGAUGAAUUUCAUAUUCAGGAGAAACAGAAAUUGGAAGAAAAAAUAGAAACAACAGGAUUAAUGGAAGCACCAGUACCUCUACACUUGUCAGAGAGAGAUCUGAUUGUUCCUACUUCUGCUUCUGGAAGUACAGAUUCAGAAUAUGGUCCAGAGUCUAUGUACUUGGCAGAAACAAAUUCAGAGAACAUCCUAAAAUCUUACAAAAUUCAAGUGAAAGAUUCAAAAACAACUUCAGACUCUAUGAUUAUAAAUGUAAAAGACUUGAGAAUUGGUUCAGAACCUUUGCUUCAAGCAGGUGUAGAACUUAGAGAAUAUCUUCCAGGGUGUAAAUCAGUGGUAACAUCAGAAAGUGUGGAAUUUACAGCAGAAACUUCCAGAAAAAAUGACAUGCUUCCAGAAUCACAGGGUAUAUCAGAGUUGCAAAAACCAGGUACAAUACUCAGAAGUGAAGGAUUGACACAUGCACAUUUGAAAACAGCAUGUAUACAUGUGAGAGAUACUGAAGAUGUAGAAAUACCUACUAAGUCUAAAGAAUUGGAAGUAAUAGAAAAACAAGGUGUUCUGACAUCUCUGUUUGCCUCAGUAGAGUCUACAGAUGUAAUGGAAGAAAGUUUUGAACCUAUUUACACAACAGAGGUAAACAAGGUAGAAGCAAAUCAGAAGUCAUUAAUACAUGUAGAAUCUAUGAGUAAAGAAAAGAUGAAUGAUGAGCACAUACAGCCAUUUAAUGAAAAUGAUGCAAAUGUUUCAGAAGCAUUUACGUCUUCAAAACAUACUGUAAGGGCACAAAUUAUAGAAGAUAUACUGUUGGCUGCCAACAAAGAAAAUGUUUCUGAAGUAACUCCAGAAUCAGGUGCAGAAUUAGUAUUAAAAUAUUCUGAAGUUUCUGGAACUAUCACAGAGAGAGAGAAAUGUGAUACAACUCUGCCUGAAUUUAUGGUAGGUGUCCAAGAUUUGGAAGAAAGCAGCAGUAGUUUAGAUGCAGGAAAGAUGAAGAAUUUAAAAGCUAUUCAGAUAGAAAACUAUACAAAAUCUCUUCGUGUAUUAGAAUCCAUGGAUGCAGCUGAUGUUUCACAGUCUGGGUCUAAAGUUGAACCAAAAAGUUUAAGAAAAACAAUAAGCCAUGAAAGAUUAUUAGGAAUAAAAGAUCCGAUGGCCACUACAGUACAACUAAAGACAUCAGAAUCAACUUCAGAAUCAGUUUCUAUAUUGGAAGUAAGUGAUACUUUAAAAAUCCCAGAGCCCAAAACUACUCAAACAUAUUUAGGAGUAAGUGAUUUCAAAUCUUCUGGCACAACUGCAGAGAGAUAUCCACUAGAAAUCAUUGACUCUGACUCACAAAUACAACCAGAAAAUAUUUUAGAAGUAAAACAGUUUGAAUCUGCUUCAGAAGUUAAAUAUGGGCUAGUAACACAUCCAUUCAAAACCGCUUCAGAAUCUGAAAAAGUGAUACAGGACAAAGUUUCAAAAGCUAUUUCAGAUGUAUUAUGUUCAGGCAAUGUGGGAAACCUGGAACAAAUUUUGGAAUCUAAACAUAACCAGGAAAGAAAAGAUUUAGACUCUCCCCAGUUUGCUACCCUGAUGGCAAAAGAUUUAAAAGGCAGUCUUACAUAUGAAGAAAAAACAGGUGUUUCAGAGACGACUACUCAGUUUUCAAGUGUUGUGGAAGCAACAGAUACAAGAUCAAAUAUAUCAUCUAUAGUUCCAGAAACAAUUGAAAAAUGUUCUGAAAUAUUUCUGGAAAGUAUAACUGUAUCAGAUAUUCAGGGCACAAAUACAAAUGUAGAACCAGACAAUUUACUAAAAGAGAAGUCACCUGAAGUUACUACGGAUGUCAAGAAUUCAAAACCAAAUUCAGGAUUUAUGGAUAUAGUGGAGUUGAAAUCUAACAAUGCUGCAGAAACUGUACACAUGAAAGAACUGAAAGAUUUUGAAGCAGUUGCUGUGUGCAAGUCUGUUGAAAUAAAAAACUUCCAAGUUGUACAAACAUCAAGAGACAAAGAGCAAAUGGGUUUCCAAGAACUCUCAAAAUCAGUGUUACCUUCAGACACUAAGGAUUUGGAAAGAAACUCAAGUUUUCAGCUUUUGCCACAACAGAAGAUCUCAGAAGCAUCUCUAGAACCUGUUAAAAAAUUUGUAUCGGUUUCUGAAUGUUUAAGUACAAAGGACAUAGAACAAAAUUUAAAAUGUGUGGCAGAAGGGAAAGCUCAGGAAUCAACUGCAGGACAUGUGAUACUAACACAAGAUAAGAGUGCAGAAAUAAUUCCACAAUUCACUUUGGAAGUGAAAGAUUCAGAAGCAACCUUAGAAUCUUUAUGUGUGACACAGAGAAAAGGUGAAACUGCACAGACUUCUUCAAAGGAGCAAGCAACUGUAAAACCUCUGUGUAUGACAGCAGAAGACAAUGUGGAAGUAAAUCAGCUGGAAAUCAUUGUGUUGGGAGAUUCAGGAGAAGCUCUAAAGCCUCAGUACUUGGCAGAGAAGGAAGACUUCAAAGUGGGAGAAUACAUUGAGGCAAAAGAUUCAGAAACAGCUCUUGAAUCUGAGGUUAUAGUAAAGGAUAAAGACUUGGAAACUUCUCUUCAGGACUCUUCAAAAUACCAGGAUUCAGAUGCUGCUCUGAAUUCUUCAGACAUAAUUAAGGAAAGUGAAGGGAGUAAUUUAAGAGAUAAAAAAAGUGAAAAAAUAAGUAGUAAAACUAAAGAUAAAAGUAAGAGUGGAAAAAAAGCAAAAAAAAGCAGAUCAAAAUCUCCUUCUAAGUCAAAGAAACGUAAAAAGAAGUCUAGAUCACGUUCCACCUCUAGACAAGUAUCAAGAAGAGCACGUUCUAGAAGUAAAAAUGAUUCCAGUUCCAAGAGAAAACACUCCACUUCACAUCAUAAAUCUAGAUCCAAAUCUGUUGAUAAAAAAGAAGAAAAAGAAUCUUCACUAAGAGGUAGACGAAGACGUUCACGGACCUCUGAUAGGCUUAAAUCUAGAUCUAAAUCUGCUGACAGAAGAGAAACUUCAAUAAGAUCAAGACGUAGACGGUCCAGAUCUUCCGAUCACAAGUCUAGAUCCAGAUCAGUUGACAAAAGAGAAUCAGCUAGGAGAAGACGAAGGUUAUCCAGGUCUUCUGAUAAUCGCAGAUCUAGGUCGCGAUCAGUUGACAGAAGAGAGACUUUGACAAGAUCAAGGAGGAGGCGAUCCAGAUCUUCUGACCGUCAUAAAUCUAGAUCACGAUCAGGUGACAAAAGAGAGACCUCUGUGAGAACAAGGCGAAGGCGGUCUCAGUCCUCUGAUCGUUGUAAAUCUAGAUCCAAAUCUCUUGACAGAAGAGAGUCUUCAGUAAGAACACGGAGAAGGCGAUCUAGAUCUUCUGAUAAUCACAAAUCUAGGUCUAGAUCUCCUGAUGACAAGAGAGAGCCUUCAGUGAGGACAAGGCGGAGAAGAUCAAGGACCCCUGAUACUCGCAAAUCUAGAUCUAGAUCUGUUGACAGAAGGGAGACUUCAGGGAGAGGAAGACGAAGACAGUCAAGAUCCUCUGAUAAUCGUAAGUCAAGAUCCAGAUCAGUUGACAAAAGAGAGAGUUCAGUGAGGAUAAGGCGAAGGAGAUCCAGGUCUUCUGAUAAUCACAGAUCGAAAUCCAAAUCUGUUGACAAAAGGGAGACUUCAGUGAGGAUGAAACGAAGGCGGUCUGUGUCCUCUGAUCGCAAAUCUAGAUCCAGAUCUGUUGAUAAGAGAGAGACUUCAGCUAGGUCAAAAAGGAGACGUUCAAGGUCUUCUGAUAAUCACAAAUCUAGAUCCAGAUCUGUUGAUAACAUAGAAACUUCAGCAAAGUCAAAGAGAAGGCGAUCGAAGUCCACUGAUCAUAAAUCCAGAAUGAAAUCAGUUGAGAAAGGGGAACUGACCUUAAAGUCUAGACACAGACGAUCUAAGUCAUCAGAUCGGCCAAGAUCUAAAUCAAAAUCCAGAUCUAAAUCAUCUGAAAGAAGAAAAGAUAAAGACUCCUUGGAUGGAUCAAGAGGAAAACGCUCUAAAUACAGAUCAAAGUCUAAGUCUCCUGAGAAAACAGAUGGAACUGAGUCUUUGGAAGCAACUUUGAAUAAUCGGGAAAAAUCACCUGAGCAGCACAAAUCUAAAUCUAGGUCUAGGUCUAAAUCUAUAGAUAAAACAGGAGAGAGAGAACGCUUGAGAAGAUCAAGAAGUAAAGGUUCCAAGUCCUCAGAAUCUAGAUCUCGUAGACGUAGAACAGUAUCAAGAUCUAGAAGAAAUCGUUCACGAUCAUUAACACGGAAGAGAACAAGAUCUAAAUCUGAUCACCGAUCACAGUCACGCUCUCGAACUCGUUCACGAUCAUGUUCAAGACGUUGGAGGAGGACUAGAUCAAGAUCAGUAUCAAGACAGCGAUCUUUGUCAAGGAAAAGACAUAGACGAUCUCGGAGAAAUCGAUCAAGAUCAACUGAUAGAAGAAGACGAAGAUCUGAUUCAAGAGACAGUUACAGAAUAUCUCUCAGGUUACGGUCCCGAAGUCGAACACCUGUCCGUUUAAGAUGCUCUAGGUCUACGGGGAGAAGAAGAAGCACCAGUAAAUCACCUGAUCAUCGACGAUCUAGAUCUUCAAGCAGAUCACCAAAACGUCUAACUGACUUGGAUAAGGCACAGUUACUUGAAAUAGCCAAGGCAAAUGCAGCAGCGAUGUGUGCUAAGGCUGGUGUUCCACUCCCACCAAGUCUGAUGCCUGUUAUAACUCCAGAGAAGAAGGAAGAGAAAGUUACCCAAAAGUCAGCAAAAGAGACGAUACUGGAACUGACUGAGAAAUGCAAGAAGAUUGCCCAAAGCCAGGAAGAUGAUGUCAUUGUGAAUAAGCCUCAUGUUUCUGAUGAAGAAGAGGAGGAGCAUCCUUUUAUCAACCAUCCCUUUAAGCUUAAUGAACCCAAACCUAUUUUUUUCAACUUAACUACUCCUACAAUAAAACCAGCAGCUCCAAAAAAUCAGGUAACUUUGACAAAAGAGUUCCCAGUUUCUUCAGGAUCUCAACACAGGAAAAAAGAAGCAGAUAGUGCAUAUGGAGAAUGGGUUCCAGUUGAGAAGAACAAGGAUGAGAACAAGGAUGACGUGUUCCCCAAUCCAGCCAAUCUGGAGCCUGUGGACAUAUCAUCAGCAUUGAAUGAACGGACAUUAGCCCAAAAGAGGCUCACAGAAAAUACAUUUGAUCUGGAGGCGAUGUGCUUGUUAAAUCGUGCACAAGAACGGAUUGAUGCCUGGGCUGAGCUGAAUUCUAUACCAGGCCAUUUUACGGGCAGUACUGGAGCACAGGUCUUGUCUUCUGAACAGUUAUCCAACAGCGGUCCCCAAGCAUGGGUUAAAAAGGAUCAGUUUCUCAGAGCUGCCCCUGUUACUGGAGGAAUGGGAGCCCAACUCAUGAGAAAAAUGGGAUGGAGAGAAGGAGAAGGCUUGGGAAAAAACAAAGAAGGAAACAAGGAGCCUAUUUUAGUUGAUUUUAAAACUGAUCGGAAGGGCUUAGUUGCUGUGGGAGAGAAAACACAAAAGAGACAUGGGCCUUUCAGUACUGUGAAAGAUCUUUCAGGCAAACAUCCAGUAUCAGCUUUGCUGGAAGUCUGUAAUAAAAGAAGAUGGUCUCCGCCUGUAUUUGUACUGGUGAAUGAUAAUCGUCCUGAGUAUCGCAAACAUUUCCUGUUUAAGGUGAUGGUCAAUGGAGUUGAACAUAAACCUAGCUUUGUCAGCCCUAACAAGAAGCAUGCUAAAGCCACAGCAGCCACUGUAGCUCUCCAAGCACUGGGACUAGUACCAAAGGAGCUCUUGGCGAACGCCACCAGCUUCAGGAGUGCCUCACACAACUGAACUAUUGUUUUUAACAUUUCAAACAUUUCUAUUCUGUAUAACAGGUAUUUCCUUUCUCUGCUUUUGUAAAUACAUUAGCAUCUCAUUGUAAAAACUGUACAGACACCUUCAGGCUUUUCUUUUGUACCUGCAAAUGUAUUUAAUUCAUUUAGUUAUGGUAUGUAUAUUAUUGAUUUCAGUCAUGCCACCAUUUCUUAAAUUACUAAACAUCUAAUGUGAGUCUGGAAGUAUCUGUAAUUUGUUUUAAUAUUUUAUCUUUACCUUCAAUAUAAAUAUGAAAGUUUACUGUUUUGUAGUAUGAUGCAGUUCCCAUAGUUUUGGUGAAGUUCAGUUAUGCUUACUUAAAACUAUGUAGCCUGUUAAGUCUACAACUACUAGAUAAGUAUUGGACCCUACAAUUCAAUAAUUUUUGAAGCAAAGCAGAAUUCAAUAAUUUUGCUAGAUAAUGUUAUCCAUUAUUUCUCUGUCAUAUGAACACAAUUGUCUAAGGAAAAAAAUGUAUACAUAUGCAAAGGGAACCUACCUAAGUCAGAACUCAUGAGAAUUGCAAUAUGAAAUACGUCUGCAUGUUUUUGUAAAAGAAACAUGAAAUUGUAAUUUAGCUUCGUACACAAUGCCUGAUGUUGAUUAUACACAUUUGUAGUAAACAAAUGUUCAGCGAUAAUUGGAUGGGGAUGUAUAAUGAUGCUAUUGUUGUUGUAUUCCGCUUGGUCAAAUAAAGCAGUAUAACUUCAUUCUUAUUUACCAGCCAAUUAACAGAAUGUUACAACGUACAUUUUGAUCACUGGCACAAGAGGCAUUAGUAGUUUUAUGUUAUAAUCUGAAAUUUAAAAACUUUAGGCUUUAUAAUUUAAUAGGAUUUUUUUAAACUUAAAAGAAUCAUGUUACUGAUAUAUUCAGAUUGGAAAUACUUCCAAUGACAGAUAUGGCUGAGAUCAAAUUGGAAUUAUUUUCUAGUUGGCCUUUGAUUGAAGUUUGAUGACAUCAUAUAGCAGAGGAUGAAAUCAUUAAUAUAUUUAUCGUUAUACAUCUAUCAGACUGGCUAUAUUUGAAGACUAGUUUCCCACUAUUUAAUCUUAAAAUGAAUAAAAAGACUAGUUGUAUUGGGUGUAGAUGCUACUUCUCCCCAAGUAAUUCUGAAUUACUAUGCAACAAUUAGCUACUAACAGAAUUGUUGUGUAGCUUCCUGCUGGUCAUUUGAGAACCCAAGGGGUCAUGGGUAGUAUCUGACCGUACACAUGCAUAAAAUAAAGAAGGAGCCGGUUCUGUUGAAAUCUGAAUUGCAGAUAUUAGGAAUAUCUUAAUCUCAGUCUAUAUCCAAAACGUGCCUUGCUUAUUUGGACAUUCGUUCUAAUGUGCAGAGCAAAUUGUGUUGUGUUCACAGCUUAUCCCAGAUAUGCAAGAAUAUUUUAGCAACUAAAAAUGUUUUUUAAAAAGCCUUUCCACUCCAAGGAUUUUGGGCAGUCCUGCCUAAAAUAUGAAAUUAUCAUUUUUACCAUCUUUAAAAUAACUUGUGGUAUACUUGUUACAUUUCUGAACUAACUGUUGCAAGCUGUUGUGCCUUUCAGACCCAUUCCUAUAGUGGCCACCUACUGAAGGGUAAUCUGGUUCAAAAAUACCAUUAGUAUAAUGCAAUAGGGAUGCUUUGAAGGCCUCAGCAUUUGUGUUAAGAAGUAUGACAUAUAUAAUAAAGGAAAAAGCCAUGGACAGUAGAAGGGAGUAUUGCAAAAAAUUUUCCUCACCCAAUGAUCUUCCUUAGAUCCAAAGCAAUUAUAAAUGCCAAACUACAAAAUUCUUAAAAUAAAGUUUAAUUUAAAAUGUGUA
Candoia aspera is the source of this 10819-nucleotide messenger RNA. It is a transcript of the gene SON, whose product is annotated as SON DNA and RNA binding protein. The record is from RefSeq and is a predicted model, not a curated record. Bases 80 to 8995 code for a protein of 2971 amino acids. The transcript has 12 exons. Gene Ontology annotation, molecular function: RNA binding. NCBI's taxonomy places the organism in Eukaryota, Metazoa, Chordata, Lepidosauria, Squamata, Candoiidae. Gene Ontology annotation, biological process: regulation of cell cycle; regulation of mRNA splicing, via spliceosome.